AUGAGACUCCACUCACCAGUUCCACUAUUGAUUCCCCGUGAAAGUACACAGCACUGCAAGAUCAACGAAUAUGAUAUUCUCCCUGGCACUAGUGUCAUCAUCAAUGCAUGGGCCAUUGGCAGGGACCCGGAAUCGUGGGACAGCCCAGAUGAAUUCUUGCUAGAACGAUUCAUGAAUAGCUCAAUAGAUUACAAAGGGAAAGAUUUCGAGCUCGUACCAUUUGGAGUAGGCCGAAGGGGCUGCCCUGGGCUUCAUUUUUCAGCUCCAACCAUGGAACUUGCCUUAGCAACUCUUAUCUACUGUUUUGAUUGGAAAAUGCCUGUUGGAAUGAGCAAGGAUGACAUGGAUAUGACCGAGGCAUCUGGCCUUAUAUCACUCCCAAAAUCCAAUCUUCUCCUCGUACCAACUAAACAUGACUAUGCUUCUAUCAGCUAA
Molecule: messenger RNA, 435 nt
Organism: Magnolia sinica
Lineage: Eukaryota; Viridiplantae; Streptophyta; Magnoliopsida; Magnoliales; Magnoliaceae
Product: cytochrome P450 71A6-like
Exons: 1
Coding region: 1-435 (144 amino acids)
Molecular function (GO): iron ion binding; monooxygenase activity; heme binding
Source: RefSeq, a predicted model, not a curated record